Molecule: messenger RNA, 1632 nt
Organism: Drosophila elegans
Lineage: Eukaryota; Metazoa; Arthropoda; Insecta; Diptera; Drosophilidae
Gene: Nle
Product: protein Notchless
Exons: 4
Coding region: 65-1537 (490 amino acids)
Biological process (GO): ribosomal large subunit assembly; Notch signaling pathway
Cellular component (GO): nucleolus
Molecular function (GO): protein binding
Source: RefSeq, a predicted model, not a curated record
UCACUAACAGAGAACUCGCGGCACGUGUUUAUUUUUGUUUUGUCCACUUAUUGAGCUGCUGCGAAUGAUGUUGGCCAAAAAACAGAAAAUGCAGGUGGAAGCGGACUCUGAGCCGCAGGCCACGCCCCACACGAUACAGGCGCGCCUCAUUUCGGACACAGGCGAGGAGGCGGGGCCGCCCAUCGACCUGCCAGCAGGGAUUACCACGCAGCAACUGGGCUUGAUUUGCAAUGCCCUGCUGAAAAACGAGGAGGCCACUCCGUAUCUGUUCUUCGUGGGCGAGGAUGAGAUCAAGAAGAGCCUGGAGGACACACUGGACUUGGCGUCCGUGGACACGGAGAACGUGAUCGACAUUGUGUACCAGCCGCAGGCGGUUUUCAAAGUGCGUCCGGUCACGAGAUGCACGAGUUCCAUGCCAGGACACGCGGAGGCAGUGGUUUCCCUCAAUUUCAGCCCGGAUGGAGCACAUCUGGCCAGCGGUAGUGGCGACACAACAGUGCGACUGUGGGAUCUGAACACUGAGACGCCCCACUUCACCUGCACGGGUCACAAGCAGUGGGUAUUGUGCGUCGCCUGGGCUCCAGAUGGCAAACGCCUGGCCAGCGGCUGCAAAGCUGGCUCCAUAAUCAUCUGGGAUCCGGAGACGGGCCAGCAGAAGGGUCGCCCCCUGAGUGGACACAAAAAGCACAUUAACUGCCUCGCCUGGGAGCCGUAUCACCGGGAUCCCGAGUGCCGGAGACUUGCUUCCGCCAGCGGAGAUGGGGACUGCCGGAUCUGGGAUGUGAAACUGGGCCAGUGCCUGAUGAACAUUGCCGGACACACGAAUGCCGUCACUGCCGUGCGCUGGGGAGGAGCAGGUCUUAUUUACACAUCGUCCAAGGAUCGCACUGUGAAGAUGUGGCGCUCUGCUGAUGGUAUCCUAUGUCGCACAUUCUCUGGCCACGCCCACUGGGUUAACAACAUUGCCCUCAGCACGGACUACGUUCUGCGUACGGGUCCAUUCCAUCCGGUGAAGGAUCGCUCCAAGAGCAACCUCAGCCUGAGUACUGAAGAGCUGCAGGAGUCCGCCUUGAAGCGCUACCAAGCCGUCUGCCCGGAUGAAGUGGAGUCCCUGGUUUCCUGCUCCGAUGACAACACACUCUACCUGUGGCGCAACAACCAGAACAAGUGUGUGGAGCGCAUGACAGGCCACCAGAAUGUGGUCAACGAUGUGAAAUAUUCACCGGAUGUUAAGCUGAUAGCCUCGGCUUCCUUUGACAAAUCGGUGCGUCUGUGGCGGGCAGCAGAUGGUCAGUACAUGGCCACCUUCCGGGGUCAUGUGCAGGCUGUAUACACGUUGGCCUGGUCGGCGGACUCCCGCUUGAUCGUUUCCGGCAGCAAGGACUCCACGCUGAAGGUUUGGAGUGUACAAACCAAGAAGCUGGCGCAGGAGUUGCCUGGACAUGCGGAUGAGGUGUUUGGAGUGGACUGGGCGCCCGAUGGCUCUCGCGUUGCCUCUGGAGGCAAGGACAAAGUCAUAAAGCUAUGGGCCUACUAGACACAUCUUCAACUGGUACACUUAAGAAAAUACUAAGGAACUUAGGAAUAAAGCAAAGGUCCUGAGUAAAAGCCUUCGUGUUCUCUUCGUCUAAA